CCAACCCAACUCACCCAAGAUGUUCAAGUUCGUCGUAUUCCUGGCUGUGGCCGUCGCCUGCGUCUUCGCGGCACCAAAACCCGGUUACUUGGCCGCUGCUCCGUUGGUAGCUACCGCACCGGCAAUCAACGCUUACUCCGCUCACCCGUACUACAGCGCGUAUGCAGGCAGUGCAUACGCACCAUUGGCUUACGCCGCUCACCCCGCGGCUGCCCCCAUCGCCUAUGCUUCACCCUACGCCUACUCUUACUACCACUAAUUCAGUGUUUUUUCCAUCCGAAAUACACGUUGAUGAUCAUUGAUCUUCCAUAGGUACUAUGGAUUUCGCACUUGUUAUGAAUUGUAUGUAAUUUGGAUAACCAAUUUGUGUAUUUUUUUUUCCUUUGCUGUCGCAGCACGCAGUAUAAUUUUUGUAUCAAAUGGAUCUCAUUGUAAUAAACGCUAUUUGCUAAU
Messenger RNA from Copidosoma floridanum, 453 nucleotides. Its product is annotated as cuticle protein 19.8-like. The record is from RefSeq and is a predicted model, not a curated record. Lineage: Eukaryota; Metazoa; Arthropoda; Insecta; Hymenoptera; Encyrtidae.